AUGGCCUUCCAUGUUCCUACCCCCAACAUAUCCAUUGUGGAUCUGACAUGCCACCUGGAGAAACCUGCCAAGUAUGAUGACAUCAAGAAGGUGGUGAAGCAGGUAUCUGAGGGCCCACUAAAGGGCAUCCUAGGCUACACUGAGGACCAGGUUGUCUCCUGCGACUUCAACAGCAAUUCCCAUUCUUCCACCUUUGAUGCUGGGGCUGGCAUUGCUCUCAAUGACAACUUUGUAAAAUAA
Messenger RNA from Rattus rattus (black rat), 240 nucleotides. Its product is annotated as glyceraldehyde-3-phosphate dehydrogenase-like. The transcript has a single exon. The record is from RefSeq and is a predicted model, not a curated record. Gene Ontology annotation, molecular function: oxidoreductase activity, acting on the aldehyde or oxo group of donors, NAD or NADP as acceptor. NCBI's taxonomy places the organism in Eukaryota, Metazoa, Chordata, Mammalia, Rodentia, Muridae. Bases 1 to 240 code for a protein of 79 amino acids.